UCAUCUCUUUCACUCUUUUGUGCUCCUUCGUGAAUCUCUUCUCUUCAAUAUCACUAUAUCUAAUUUCAGGCUUUAACGUUUCUGAUCUAUCAAAAAGUUAAAAGUUAAUUAAUUAAUUGCAGUGUAUAGACAGUACUCUCUUAGACCUGACUCCACAUCAACCACCAAUUCAACAAGCAGAGUGAGGGAAUCAAAGGUCUCCAUGGAUAUGGUCCCGAGCCAGAGCCAAGACCUGCAUCUGCUGCAACCACAAAACUGACAUUAUAUCUUCCCUUUCUCACUCGUCGUUCUACUUCUGCACUUACCAAACUACUUCUCUUUCCCUCGACCGACAAGUCUCUUUUCCUCUACAUCAAACAACCUUUGUUGCAACCCAAAAGUGAAGUAUUCACUUUCUUGCACCCUAAACGACAAGUUCGGAGGAAAAAAAAAAGAAAGAAAAUCAUUACUCUCUUCUCAGUUAUCUCCACGGCUCUCUGCCUCCUCUUUCUCUCUUUGGGAUCCGUAUUCACCAACUUCCAUAUAUUACUAAUCCUGAUGAAUAUUUUGGCUUCAUCUGAGGGACAAUAGACAAAAAUAUCAGACUCCAAAGCAUGGAGUGGCAUGGCAACUUAAGAACCUUUGUCCCUCGACCAGAGAAUCCCUUUAACUUUCUCUACGACUCCAGCUGCUAUGAUCAGUGUAAUCAAGGAAUGGAUGUGAAGCCCCCCGUAAUGUCGGAGACAGCACAGGUGAUUGUCCCAGUUAUGGAGAAGCUCAGGUAUGGCAGUCACGAGAAGAAGAAGAGAUUGACAAAUGAUCAGUUGGAGUCACUGGAGAGGAGCUUUCAAGAGGAGAUUAAGUUGGAUCCUGACAGGAAAAUGAAGCUGUCUCGUGAGCUUGGGCUGCAGCCCAGACAGAUUGCAGUUUGGUUCCAGAAUAGACGAGCUAGAUGGAAAGCUAAGCAGCUUGAACGCUUAUACGACACACUUAAGCAGGAGUUUGAUGCUGUCUCUGUAGAAAAACAGAAGCUGCAAGAAGAGGUAAUGAAACUGAAAGGUAUCCUCCGGGAGCAAGCCACCAAGAAGCAAGUGCUUUCGACGGGCUACACAGAGAUCUCAGGCGAGGAGACACUGCAAAGUACAUGGGUUGGAAUUCGUAGCUCCGGUGGGAAGCCACGAGGAACACAUCAGCAAGAGAUUGCAGAGUGCAACUAUCUUCUGAAUGUUGAUGAAUAUAACCCAGGAAUAUCAUCUUACUGGGCUGUUCUUCCAUCUUAUCCUUAAUUAACAGUCUCUUAAUUGUUGUUUAUACUUUCUUAAUUAGUUAAUCAUAUGUAGUGGUCUUGGUUUAUUAUAAUAUAUUAAUGUGUAAGUGAAGGGUUAAAGUUCCAUCGAAGAUAAAUUUUGUUGAAUCCCA
Molecule: messenger RNA, 1398 nt
Organism: Manihot esculenta (cassava)
Lineage: Eukaryota; Viridiplantae; Streptophyta; Magnoliopsida; Malpighiales; Euphorbiaceae
Product: putative homeobox-leucine zipper protein ATHB-51
Exons: 3
Coding region: 594-1265 (223 amino acids)
Biological process (GO): positive regulation of DNA-templated transcription
Cellular component (GO): nucleus
Molecular function (GO): DNA-binding transcription factor activity, RNA polymerase II-specific; sequence-specific DNA binding
Source: RefSeq, a predicted model, not a curated record